Daldinia vernicosa is the source of this 1737-nucleotide messenger RNA. RefSeq lists its product as uncharacterized. NCBI's taxonomy places the organism in Eukaryota, Fungi, Ascomycota, Sordariomycetes, Xylariales, Hypoxylaceae. The record is from RefSeq and is a predicted model, not a curated record. The transcript has a single exon. The coding region runs from base 1 to 1737 and encodes 578 amino acids.
AUGGCCGCCCCGAUGACAGCUGAUGAGAUGCGUGAAGCAUUGAAGAAGCGCAAGGAGUUAAUAAGCGAUCUUCUAGAAGAGGAGUACGAAGACACUCCGUUUAUCGAUCGAAAAGAUGUGGAGAACAUGGCAAAAGAACAUUUAGACCUCGAACGUGAACUCCUCGAUGAUAUCGAGAGACGAACCUCAUUUUUUGAAAAGCAGGAAGCUAUGGCGCAAGAGUCAAUUGAUCAUCUCUUGGACGAUAGCGGGAAGGUAACCCGCGAGAAAUUAUCCUCAAAACUGGAUAACAUAGAGCAGAAUAUCUUUGACCACGCAAUCAUGCUGGUCUCUGCGAAGACAGGGAACGUAGAUUUCGUACGCAACUUAUCCGACGAGCAUCGGGAAGCUCUCGAGAUGAUAGAGGUGAGAUCUGUCGAGGAUAGACUGUCUAAGGAGAUACGGGAGGAAAAGAGUAAGGCGCAACAGAUGGAACUUAGGCUACAGGAUAAUAAAAAGAUCAUAGAGCAGUUAAGAGCCGAAGCUGACAGAAAACAGAAGGAGCUAGAAGGUAUUCGGAUGGAGCUCGAAGCGACCCAGCGCACCCUCAUAGCUUCCGAGGAGAAGGUUGCCGCGGCUGAUCUCAAGUGGGAAAAGCUGGACCAGUUAAACAAGACGGCCGUGGAGACAUAUAAGCGGCAGCUGCAGAAGAGCGAGAUGCAAGUAUCAAAUCUGGCUAACGAGCUGCAGGCGACCCGUCAAAAUAGAGACGCGUCCCUUAAAAGUGCUAACGAAAGGUUAACAGACGCUCGGGAGCUUCGAAACACCGUAUCUGAGCUCAGGACCGAGAUUUUAGGCAAGUCUGGCAGCAUUGCAGGGUUAGAGAGGCAGCUAGAGGAUAGAGAUGGCGAAAUCCGCCAUCUCAACCAGAUAUUGGAAACGGCUCGGAGUAUGAUAGGAAGGUCCUUAGCUACGGGGGCUCGACCGUUAAUGUAUAUACCUGACGCGUGGAGGACCCUGGCGGAUUCUAUCAUGCGCGCAAACCAUAUAGAGCUAUCACCAGACGCCGACCCAGCUGCGGCGUCGCGUUUCUGGAAAGUCGCGCAACCCUGGACAGCAGCAGCGCCAGUUGCCAUCUUUGACUUCUCCCCAGAACCAAACAUACUGGGCUUAUUAAUUAGGCUAUACGGGCGUCUGUCGACCGGCGACCUAGACGAAUAUGCAUACUGCCUCCUAGAACUGCUUGCGGGUUCCUUGGUCUCAGAAGAGAGACAAAAACUACUAGACCGUCCAUUUAGAACCCUACUCGCUACGGCUCUGCGGACGACGCCGCCCACGCGGAACCUCCAAGCCACGAUAUUCUGCUUUGGUCUGUUGCAACUCGGGCACUUCAGUCAGAUCAAGUGGCGGGUAUCCUUUCCAGAAUUACAGCAGCUACGUGACAUGCUACAACAGAGCUCUCAUUACGAGACGUUAAGAGAUCUGACUUGGGGUCGGACAGGGACGGAAGCGUCAGAUAUAUGCCGUCAAAAAGGGAUAGCACAGGGAGACAUAGGCCUUGUAAACCUCAAUGCUCAUGUCAUCCUAAUGAUUCACCUAAAGGAUCUAACCCUCCGCAUAGUACACCCAAGCCGCGCGGGGUUUCUAGACGAAAGCCACGGCCGCCUUCGAUCCCCGUCGGGCGAUGACGAUAUCGUCCUAGAGAUUUCCAGUCGAGGGGAUCUAAUGUGGUGGUUAUCGGUGGGGCAAACGCCGUAA